Molecule: messenger RNA, 1897 nt
Organism: Camelus dromedarius (Arabian camel)
Lineage: Eukaryota; Metazoa; Chordata; Mammalia; Artiodactyla; Camelidae
Product: sphingomyelin phosphodiesterase 5
Exons: 7
Biological process (GO): sphingomyelin metabolic process
Cellular component (GO): cytoplasm
Molecular function (GO): sphingomyelin phosphodiesterase activity
Source: RefSeq, a predicted model, not a curated record
GAGCCCCGUGCGCCAUGCAAUCCCUGCGCGACUGGCCCCCAAUGCCCUGCGCCCUACGGCCCUCGCCCUUCCCGCACCCUGUGCUGCAGGCUCUCCACCGCCUGGCCCGCGCGCUACUUUUCCCAGCCUGUUGGGCCCUGGACCACCUGCUGGGCUACUGGGUGCCGGCCGCGCGCCCGAGCGGCCCGUGGCUGAGCAUAGCGGCGGGCAUUGGAGCGGUGCUGCUGCUGCUGCUGCUGCUGCUGCUGCUGCUGCUGCUGUUUCUCAUCGGCCUGCCUCUGGCCUUGCCAGGCCUGCUGCUCUGGCUGCUGCUGCAAGCCUGGCGCCGCCCCUUCUGCUACCAGCUCCCUCCCCAGAGCUGGGCGCGCCCCGCGCCCUGGCGCCCCUCAGCUGAGCCCUCGCGCUGCUUCAGCUUCCUCAGGGCCAACGUGUGCCUGCUCCCCGACGGUUUGGCGUGCUUCAGCAACUUGCAGCACAGCCAGCAGCGGGCCGAGGCCAUGGGCGCCGCGCUGCUCGCCGGCCUGCGGCGUUCUCGCUAUGGGGUUGCAGGCUGUGGUCCGCCAGUGCAGGGUAUGCCGUGAGGGGUGCUGAUAGGUGUCAUGCCAGCGAGUCUGGACUUCGUGUGCCUGCAGGAGGUGUUCGAUCUGCGCGCAGAGCAACGCCUGGUGAGACGCCUGGCACCCAGUUUGGGCCGGGUGUUGUACGACGUGGGCACAUUCGGCCUGCAGCCCGGGCUGCGUCUCAAGCUGCUGGGCAGCGGGCUGCUGCUGGCCUCACGCUAUCCUCUGCUGCGCGCCGCCUUCCGGUCCUUCCCCCAAGCGUGUCGCGAGUACGCGCUGGCCUCCAAAGGACUACUUUCCGCACAGGCGCAGCUAGGCAUCCUGAAUGGGCGCAGCAUCGUGGGCUUCCUGCACUGCACGCACCUUCAUGCGCGGAGUGAGGACGGGCUCUUGCGCUGCAAACAGCUGACGCUGCUGCUGGACUGGGCCGAACAGUUCGCGGCUGAGAGCCGCCAGAGUGACAAGGCCGUGGCCUUCAGCAUGCUCUUGGGUGACCUGAACUUUGACAACUGCUUGCUAGACCACGCACAAGAGCAACAGCACCAUCUUUUCAGCCGCUUCCAGGAUCCCUGCAGGCUGGGCACACGUCAGGAGCAGCCCUGGGCCCUGGGAACGUUGCUGAGAACCUCCAAGCUGCACCACUCAGUGGCCUUCUCCCCAGAGAUGCUGCGGAGGGCCCUGGAGCAGGAGGAAGGGCGCCGCCGCUACCUGGCAGGCCCUCCCAGGGGAGGCCGCAGAGCUAAGCCCUGGCGCGGCCGGCAUCUGGACUACAUCACCUACAGAGGAGUGUCCUGAGGCCUGAGCCCAGAGGUGGAACAGGUGACAUUCAGCACCGCCCUAGCGGGGCUCAUGGACCACCUGGCGGUGGGACUUUGGCUCCGCAUUUCCAUGCCCUCCUAAGGCAGGCACACAGGAGACAGGUGCCAGGACAGAUGGAAAGACAAACAGGGACACAGAAUGUGAGCCUGGCUGGUCGCCGUGGGAACUGGGCACCUUAAGGGGUCUUUAUUGUGUGGGCCCUUCUUCACACAGCCUCCUGGGCCCUGCGGUACUCAUAGAUGCUGCCCCGCUUGGGGAAGGCUCGAGGCUGCGAGGGCGAUCCUGGUGGUGGGGCGGGGUCCUCUGGGUCCCCAAAGCCCCCGCCACCCGGUGUUUGGAGGCAGAACACGUCCUGUUGGGGAGAGGGCCGGUUCAGCGACAGUAUGGGCUCCACCCCGCCUCCCACUUUGGUCCCAUCCCCACUGGGGUAGCACAUCCAUAGCAGCAGCUUAGACCGCAGAGACCUGGCUCACGGCCCCCUAUUCUUCAGGAAUCAAAUUAAACUCAUUCUCUGGUUA